UAAAGCAAGUCAUAAAUGAUGCAAUUAAGGAGAAUUUUGGGGAUUUGGAUCAUUUUGGUUGCGAGUUGGGGAGCUUACCUUCUAUCAAGGAACAUCCUAGCAGUGUCAUUUGCACCAAGAGACACCCAUGAAGCUCAGGUGCAGUUUGCUCUUGAAAGAGGAGUGCCUGCAUUGAUCGGAGUUCUUGCCUCUAUUAGGCUCCCUUACCCGUCAAGAGCUUUCGACAUGGCUCAUUGCUCUCGAUGCCUCAUCCCUUGGGGGCAGUAUGAUGGGCUUUACUUAAUUGAAGUUGAUAGAAUUCUACGUCCUGGUGGUUAUUGGAUUCUAUCUGGACCACCAAUUAACUGGGAAAGUCAUUGGAAAGGUUGGAAUAGGACACGGGAUGACCUGAGAGCAGAACAAAACCUGAUCGAGACUGUGGCUAGAAGCCUCUGCUGGAAAAAACUUGUACAGAAGGAUGACCUUGCCAUUUGGCAAAAACCCACUAAUCAUAUCCAUUGUAGAGCUAACAGGAAGGUUUUCAAGCAGCCACGCUUUUGCCAGACUCAAAAUCCUGACAUGGCAUGGUACACAAAAUUAGAGACUUGUUUAACCCCACUGCCUGAAGUAUCCAAUAUUAAGGAAAUAGCUGGUAGGCAACUAGCAAAAUGGCCCGAGAGGCUGAAUGCAAUCCCUCCAAGGAUCAGCAGUGGAAGCUUGACAGGAAUCACAGAAAAAACGUUUGUAGAAAACACAGAACUAUGGAAGAAGAGGGUAGAAUAUUAUAAGAGAGUAGACCAUCAGCUGGCAGAGACGGGGAGGUACCGGAACUUGUUGGAUAUGAAUGCUCAUCUGGGAGGCUUCGCCGCAGCUCUUGUCGAUGAUCCUGUCUGGACCAUGAACGUUGUCCCCAUCGAGGCUGAGAUCAACACUCUUGGAGCCGUCUAUGAACGUGGAUUGAUCGGAACAUAUCAAAGCUGGUGCCAGGCAAUGUCCACUUAUCCUAGGACCUACGAUUUUAUUCACGCUGAUUCUAUCUUCAGCCUCUACCAAGACAGAUGUGAAAUGGAGGAUAUACUUCUAGAAAUGGAUAGGAUUUUACGACCAGAAGGCAGUGUGAUCAUCAGAGACGACGUGGAUGUCUUGGUGAAGAUCAAGAACAUCAUAGAUGUUAUGCAAUGGGAUGGAAGAAUUGUAGACCAUGAGGACGGACCCCAUGAGAGAGAGAAGAUUCUUUUUGCAGUUAAGCAAUAUUGGACCGCUCCUGCACCUGAACAAAGCCAACAAGGAAUUAAAACAAUUUCAUAGAGAUAAUUGUUACUAUUUUUUGGGCUUACACCUCAUUUUUUUUCCCUACCGCAACAUGUCGGUUGAAUAGGUUUAUUUUUACAAAAGAAAAAACUUUAUGGCUCUAUUCUUGUCCCUUCUACAGUUGGAUAUAUGAUAAUUUUCCAUUGUCUAA
This is a messenger RNA of Theobroma umbraticum, 1441 nucleotides long. RefSeq names its product putative methyltransferase PMT15. Gene Ontology annotation, molecular function: methyltransferase activity. NCBI's taxonomy places the organism in Eukaryota, Viridiplantae, Streptophyta, Magnoliopsida, Malvales, Malvaceae. Gene Ontology annotation, cellular component: cytoplasm; trans-Golgi network; endosome. The record is from RefSeq and is a predicted model, not a curated record.